AUGCUUCUAGUUAAAUUCCACACAUCUAUUAAUGUCAAGGCAACCCAAAGAGCCCUCCUGAUGACAGGGGCCAUUCUGAUAAGUCUGGGCCUGGCUGAUGUCAAGGUCCUGGCAGAGUCCAAGGGCCUGGCUAAUGACAAGGGCCUUGCUGAGUCCAAAAGCCUGGUUAAGUCCAAGGGCCUGGCUGAGUCAAAUGGCCUGGCUGAGUCAAAGAGCCUGGCUGAGUCCAUGGGCAUGGCCAAGUGCAAUGGCCUGGCUAAUGACAAGGGCCUGGCUGAGUGCAAGAGCCUGGCUGAGUGUAAGGGCCUGGCUAAGUCCCAAAGCCUGGCUGAGUCCAAGAGCCUGGCUGAGUCAAAGGGCCUGGCUGAUGUCAAGGACCUGGCGGAGUCCAAGGGCCUGGCUGAUGUCAAGGGCCUGGCUGAGUCCAAGGGCCUGGCUAAUGACAAGGGCCUUGCUGAGUCCAAGGGCCUGGCUGAUGACAAGGACCUGGCUAAUGACAAGGGCCUUGCUGAUGACAAGUGCCUGGCUGAGUCCAAGAGCCUGGCUGAUGACAAAGGCCUGGCUAAGUUCAAGAGCCUGGCUGAGUCCAAGAGCAUGGCUGAGUCCAAGAGCCUGGCUGAGUCGAAGGACCUGGCUGAGUCCAAAGGCCUGGCUGAGUCCAAGGGCCUGGCAGAUGUCAAGGGCCUGGCUGAAUCCAAGAGCCUGGCUGAGUCCAAGGGCCUGGUUGAGUACAGGGGCCUGGCUGAUGACAAAGGCCUGGCUGAGUGCAAGAGCCUGGCUGAGUCCAAGGGCCUGGUUGAGUCAAAGGGCCUGGUUGAGUCCAAGAGCCUGGCUGAGCCCAAGAGCCUGGCUCAGUGCAAGGGCCUGGAUCAGUGCAAGGGUCUGGCUAAUGUCAAGGGCCUGGCUGAGUGCAAGAGCCUGGCUGAGUCCAAGAGCCCGGCUGAUGACAAAGGCCUGGCUGAGUCCAAGAGCCUGGCUGAGUCCAAGAGCCUGGCUGAGUCCAAGGGCCUGGCUGAGUCCAAGGGUCUGGCUGAUGGCAAGGGCCUGGCUGAGUCCAAGGGUCUGGCUGAUGGCAAGGGCCUGGCUGAGUCCAAGAGCCUGGCUGAUGACAAAGGCUAG
This is a messenger RNA of Dreissena polymorpha, 1119 nucleotides long. RefSeq lists its product as uncharacterized. Lineage: Eukaryota; Metazoa; Mollusca; Bivalvia; Myida; Dreissenidae. The transcript is spliced from 2 exons. The coding region runs from base 1 to 1119 and encodes 372 amino acids. The record is from RefSeq and is a predicted model, not a curated record.